AUGCUUCCUACUCUCGCCCUCGGCAACUGUAUGCCUGGCGCUUUCCGUCUGCCAUGCUCCUUCUACCGCGGCGGCACCUCAAAAGGUCUCCUAUGGUCCACUUCUACCCUCUCUCCCUACCCUCCUGCUGCGCGAGAUAAGCUGAUAUGUAGAGCAAUGGGCUCGCCCGAUCCGGACAAGCGGCAGAUUGACGGUCUUGGCGGUGGAAUCUCUUCCGUUUCCAAAACGGCUAUUGUUGGUCCACCGAACUCCGCCCUUGCUUCACAGCUGGCAGCCAAGGGAAUAAGUUUCAAAGAUGGAAUCGACUUUGCAGAUGACCAACGCUUAGCGGCGGACAAAGAGAAAGGGUGGGAUUUGGUCUAUAGAUUUGGUCAAGUGCCCGUGCAAAAGGGGACGCAAAUCGACUGGACAAGUACAUGUGGCAACCUCGUUUCUGCGGUUGCGCUCUUUGGCUUGCAUCAGGGACAUGUGCCACAGAGUAGGAUUGGCGCAGUGUUUGAGCAGAAGCAGGCAAGGCCGGCAAAGGUCGGUGAUAAGUUCUCUUUCCCCGUGAGGCUGAUGGUGACGAGUUCAGGUCAAAUCAUUCGAGCCAACGUCCCAGUAACUCUCCACUCCAAUUCACAAGGGUCUAUAUGGUAUCCGGACUUGCAAGGCUCAACCACUAUCUCUGGAGUACCAGGAACCGCACCCGGUAUCCUAAUCGAAACUCCACUCGACACUUGCUCUCUCCUCCCCACGGGCAACCAGCUGGACACCCUACACCUCAACGGCACCUCUUUCCCAGUAACGAUCAUCAACGCAGGUCUACCAACGAUCUUCAUCUCCUCCUCCUCUAUCCCCAACACCGUCCUGGAUCCCGUCCAGCUUGCCGCCUUAUCGCCAUCGGACCUCGACGCGAACCGACCCCUAAUGACUCUCCUCGAAGACCUCCGGCAAGCAUCAGCGACCCUGUCGCCCUUCUUAGGCAAAACCAUGAGUCCCUCCGCACCUAAAAUCUGCAUCGUCCACCCGAAACCCAAAGAAGGAUAUACAACAACAGGUGGGGAUAGGGUGGAAGAGGGAGAGAUGCAUCUAUUGAUUAGAGCGGUGAGUGUGGGCAAUUUACAUCGCACUGUUCCUGCCACUUGUUUGAGUGCCUUAGCCGUGGGUAGAGCUUUGAGGGAGAGUACGAUUGAGAAAGCUGUACAAGCAGGAGCAAGCGGAGCAAGCGGAGCAAGCGGAGUGCGAGGCAAGAAAGGCGAGGCGGAGCAAGGGGAAGGGAUAUUGUCCAUUACAGUGGGUCAACCAGCAGGAGUCUCGGAAGCAAGUGUCAAAACUCGAGCGGCCACACAACAAGACAAGUCGAAAGGGUUGCAAGUGGUACCGGAGUCGAUUGUGUAUUAUAGGACAGCUAGACGGAUUAUGGAUGGUUGCGUUGACCUUGCUCAUUCUCUUGUUUCUUCAUGA
Messenger RNA from Ustilago hordei, 1446 nucleotides. RefSeq lists its product as uncharacterized. The coding region runs from base 1 to 1446 and encodes 481 amino acids. Lineage: Eukaryota; Fungi; Basidiomycota; Ustilaginomycetes; Ustilaginales; Ustilaginaceae. The record is from RefSeq and is a predicted model, not a curated record. The transcript has a single exon.